ACUUUGCUCAGCACGUGGCAUAUAACGCCUCAGUUUUCCGAAGCGCGUCGUGCUCAUUUCGACGCGUCGGUCUGUGGAAGGAACCGCGAGGAGAUUGUCGCUCGACAGCAAUCUCCGUUAUUAUUGCCAUUCGAGAUACCCCACGGACCUAAUGACUUCCAGAAAUCCAACUGUCAACAUGUCUAGCUCCAAGCCCAUCAAACCUAUGGUCAUUAAUUCCAACGUGCGAAACACCAGCCACUCAACCGUUUUAGGCGCAAAGCGGAAAGUAGAUGACGUGUUAAAUAGUAGCUCGGAAGGAGAAGGAAAAGAAAAUGGGGCUACACAAAAGAAAAAGGCAUUAGAUGCUACACUAGGGCAGCCGUUGUUUGAGUUGAGGAAUCGCAAACUGCUCUUCAAACAGGCUCUUCCAUCUCGAAAUCUUCCCAGAAGGAGAAUUCUUAAUUUUCAAGGAUACGUUCUAGACGAAGUGGAAGGUGGAAGAACUAUAAAUGAAAUCCCUGAGGAACAUUGGGCUCUCAUUGCAAUGGCUGGUAACGAGAUGUCUUCAGCUAAUGAGGGUUCGUUUGUCAAGCAACUGAAAGCUGCUUUGGGCCUCGAGCCUGCCGAACAAAAAUCUCUUCCCAAUGAAGUACUUACAGUUAUCAGCCGGAAAUUGUUCACACUCAGCCAUUAUGGCUUUUUUCCUUCUCAAUUCCCUAACAGUGUAAAAAUUCCUUCAUCUCUUCAAAUCCGAUGUUGGGAAGUAAACGAGCCUGAAAAAUGGUUCCCAUCCGAAGAACUUGAGGCAUUACGUGCAAGGAGGACGGAGCGAGAAAGUCUGACCGAGGAAUGCUUUAAGCUCUUACAAGGAAUGACAGACGCUCAAAAGAUUGAAUUGGUUGGUGGAAGCAAGGACCAAAAAGACACACCAUCAAAAUCCGCAAGUACCGCCGAAAAGAGUGCUCUACCCAAGGAGAUCCAAGACUCUCCUCAAUCAAUCUUUCGCGUCGAUGAAAGCGAAGGGCCAGAUGAAGACGCAGCAUCUCAUGGGGGAUCUUCACCUAUCAAGCCUGGGAGAACCCCUGAAGAGAUUGAAGCAGACCGUUUAAAAAAGAAGCAGAGAGAUGAGAAAAAAGCUAUCUGGGCCGAGAAAAAGGCCGCAAAGGAGCGGGAAGUCAAGAAGAAGGAAGAGGCCAUGGCCAAGCAGGCCAAAGCUAUGAGCAUGUUUUUCAAGCCAAAGCCGACUUGUAUCGCGAAAAAAACUACUGCACUUCCUAGCGUCAGCAGUAGCAAUCAAGCCCUCAGUGACUACCAAAAAACUUUCCGGCCUCUGCCGCCAAAGAAAUACGUCAAGACCGCGAAAGUAAACGAAUGGAUCAGGAUCGAGAAUGGCAUAAAUCACGCUGCAGGUGAUAUCUCGGGGGGGAAAGUUGAGCAAUGGAUCAACGAGGGGUCUCCGGAUGUUGAGGGCUGGUCGUCCCAAGACUUCAUCAAGGAUCAUUUAAAGAAACAUGGUCACCAGAUGCGACAUCCCAGAAGAAACCUCCCUCGGGGGUUCAAAGUUGCACCCAUUGAUGGAAGCGUUGGAGAGUUAUGGGCUGCGUUGCAAGUCGCUGAAGAGCCUCGAGAAGUUCUUGACCAAUUACGGGAUCGACGACGAUUUCCUUGGAAAACUUUGGCAUUCGAUCAGCAACCAAGGCCGCCCUAUUCUGGUACCUUUACCAAAAAAUCUCUUGUUGUCGGACCCAGAACGCCCUUCGCCCAAGACCCGAUUUUCGACUAUUCUUAUGAUUCGGGCGAUGAAUGGCAAGAUGAUGAUGAAGGUGAGGAUGUUGACAAUUUCGGUGGUGAAAAGAACUUGGAGGAGGAAGAGGAAGAUGAAGACGAAGAAGACGAGGGCGAGUUCGAUGAUUGGCUUGAUGACUCAGAAGACGUUGAAGCUACGCAACCGGAUUCGAUGGAUGUGGAUGAUGCUCCGGAGCCGGAGAAACUGUCCAGGAACGUUAAAAAACUCAAAGAGCAACCGAUCAAAAGGAUUGUUAAACUUGUGCCCAACUGGAAGGGGCCUAUUUGGGAGAAUAGGAUUGGAGAGAAGGGGACGGAAGGGCUAGAGUCAUACCGUAUCCAGCUUUUGAAUGAUACUCCGGUAUCCCUCAAUCCGUUCACCUUCGAGUCUACAGAUACUCCUCAACAAUACAAGGCUAACUAUAGCACCACCGUUAUUGGCCACAAUCUCAAUGUUCGCUGUCUCUUGUCAGUGGAAACUAUUGUUCAAAAAGAACAACCGGGUCCCAUAACCAAACUUUCUCCUGUUACCGCUGCUGCUAUGUCAAGCCCCGUGCCUCGUUCUGAACUUCCACGCCGUGUUCGAAGCGCCUUUCCUUCAUCGCAUAUCCCUGAACUUUACAGACUCAUAGAGGGAGACAAUCGGUAUCUGAAGGAUAUGAUUACUUUUUUGCGUGAAAAGUUUGACGGUGUGGCCACCAAAGUUUCCAUUGAGAAUGAACUGAAGGAGUCUGCUGUUCGAGAAGGACGAUCGAAAGACAGUGUUUGGAGAGUGUACCGCGAAGCUUGGAUUGCCGCUGGAUUGGAACCUGCCGUUUCUGCUCCAUCCCGUCCACCCACAGCCCCAUCCACUACAGCAGCCCUGUCACUCAACCCCAAAUCCACGGUCAAUCAACCCACUAACCUUCCAUCACCUUUAGACCAAUCUCUACAAACUUCGCCUGUGCAAGAUGGAAGUGCUGCCGAACCGACCGUUGUCGAUUCAUAAUAGAGAGGGCUUUCAACAUUGAUCUGCGAGUGCGGCUCCUUACAAGCUGUAGUAACAUUAAUAUAUUGCGAGCGGGCUCGACUGUUUAUAUUUAAUUGCUCUGGGUACGAAUAGUUGUACGUUAUUAGUUGUGAC
This is a messenger RNA of Cryptococcus deneoformans JEC21, 2890 nucleotides long. RefSeq names its product expressed protein. NCBI's taxonomy places the organism in Eukaryota, Fungi, Basidiomycota, Tremellomycetes, Tremellales, Cryptococcaceae. The transcript is spliced from 12 exons. The coding region runs from base 152 to 2755 and encodes 867 amino acids. Gene Ontology annotation, biological process: nucleosome assembly. The record is from RefSeq and is a predicted model, not a curated record. Gene Ontology annotation, cellular component: CAF-1 complex; nucleus.